GGCACAGGGAUGACGUCAUCUCGCCCCCUCCCUACCCAGAAGCGGUGCGGAUAACCGACACAGGGAUGACGUCAUCCCUCAGAAGCAGAUUACGGUUCAGCGACAGUGGUGUUGUUGAGUGUUACAGUGACUGAGUGUUGUGGUUGCCAUGGUGCUGGAGGUGGUGGUGGUGGACCUUCUGAACCGCGUUCUCGCCGACUACAUCAUCAACCUCGACCGAUCGCAACUCUCAAUCAGCAUCUGGGGAGGAGAUGUGGUGCUGGAGAACUUGCAGAUACGGGAGGAUGCCUUGAGUGAAUUUGAUUUACCCUUCCGAGUGACAUCCGGAGUGAUUGGACGUCUAACGCUGAAGAUCCCAUGGAAGAAUUUGUACUCUGCGGCAGUCGUGGCCACGCUGGAAGACCUCACUGUGCUUGUCGUGCCAUCUACCAGCGUGGCCUAUGACGCGGCCAAGGAGCUCCGCCUCCAGCGCGAGGCGAAGCAGAAGGAGCUGCAGAGGAUCGAGGAGAUGGUGGAGAAGGCGCGGAGCAAAGGCAGCAAGACAUCAGAGAGUGAUUCGUUUGUGGAGAAGCUGACCACACAAAUCUUGAGGAAUCUGCAGCUCAAAGUCAGCCGGAUUCACGUACGGUACGAAGACAACGUCACCUACCCGUCCCGUGCUAUCGCUGUGGGCAUCACGCUGGGAAGUCUUAGUUUCCAGACAACAAACAGCAACUGGGUACCAAGUCUUCUUCAUGAAACAGAUGAACUCGUCUUUAACAAGCUUGGCCAGCUAGACAGUUUGGCUGUUUAUUGUAACAUCAACGGGGACCUCAUCUCUCAGAGUAGUCAACAACAAACUCUGGAGCUGCUGAAGCAAGGAGUGGCAAGCUCCUCCCACGUCCCUCCACUGUACCAGUACAUUCUCCCACCCGUGUGUGGAGUGUCCCGUGUCUGUGUGUGUCCUCCACGCGUCUCGUCCACCACCGCCCCAACUCGUCCCAAGGUGGAGGUGGAUGCAGCCAUCACCUCCCUCGCCCUCGCACUGUCCCACGAGCAGUAUCUGUGUGCCGUGGAUUUCGUGGAGAGCGUGGAGCGGAUGAUUCUCAACGCUCCGUUCCGGAAGUUCCGUCCCAAUGUACCGGUCCAUGGACAUGCAGCGGCGUGGUGGAGUUACUCCGUGAACUGCGUGCUGCUACGCUGUCGCCAGUGGAGUUGGCCCCGCAUGCGAGCUCACCGUGCCUGCCUCAAGGAGUACGGCGUUCUCUACGCACAGCAGCAGCAGCAGCUCCUCACCACCACCUCCUACACCUCGUCUCACAGGAAAGGAGGACAGCCCGUGAUCAACAUAGCACGCAUACAGGAGCUGGAGGAUCAGCUUGAUGUUUUCAACAUUGUCCUGGCGAGGAGACAAGCAGAGGCAGAGUUGUCCAAGCAACGGGUACGAUUGGCUCGCUCCACCACCACCUCGUCCACCACCUCGUCCACCACCUCGUCCACCACCUCGUCCACCUCGUCACCCCGUGUGGGCGUGCGUGGGUGGCUGGGAGGAUGGUUCAGUGGGAAGGGAGAUGGCAAGACAGGAAGAGAAGAGAAAGGUGAUUGUGGUGAUUGUG
Petromyzon marinus (sea lamprey) is the source of this 1595-nucleotide messenger RNA. The record is from RefSeq and is a predicted model, not a curated record. NCBI's taxonomy places the organism in Eukaryota, Metazoa, Chordata, Hyperoartia, Petromyzontiformes, Petromyzontidae.